Pseudophryne corroboree (corroboree frog) is the source of this 4499-nucleotide messenger RNA. Its product is annotated as beta-1,4-galactosyltransferase galt-1-like. Bases 2039 to 3418 code for a protein of 459 amino acids. The record is from RefSeq and is a predicted model, not a curated record. Gene Ontology annotation, cellular component: cytoplasm. The transcript has 6 exons. Lineage: Eukaryota; Metazoa; Chordata; Amphibia; Anura; Myobatrachidae. Gene Ontology annotation, molecular function: glycosyltransferase activity.
CCCCCCUCCCCUCAUGGCGCUCACUGCAGCCAGUGCUGCCUAAAGACCCUUUGGUUAUUUCACUGGCACUGAUGGGACCCAGGACAGCCGCCGGAGAGCAGGAAGAUCUGGAGCCCUGGGGAUUGGAGGACUGAAAGGCGCCAAAGGAAGAGGAGGGGACGUCUUAAAACGGGAGAGGCGGCUGUGGAGAGCGCGGGUGAGCAGAGUACGGCAGGUGUGCGCACAGUGACCAGCGGCAGCCGGAGAGACAGAGCUGCAUCGCUGCAAUACGGAGCCGCCAGCCGCCCACCGUUGCCGUGGAAACAGAGGGCCGCCGAGCAGGGAGAGAGACAGAGCCGCGGCUAGCCGGAGCAUAGACCGCCAGUGGCCGGCCGCCCAUAGAAGGGGAAAUGCCGCUGUGCCGCAGGGACCUACAGAGGGAAAAUUGUUAGGGAAGACCUCCAGCAGUAUACCCACCGAGAUCAGCAGCCACAAGCCAGACGGUCAGCACACAGGAGAGGCUGCUGCGACAGCCAUAAACGCGGGUACCCAGCAGAUUCAUAUGUAAGGGGACUUUCCACACACAAGGUCCCUUGGGUGAGAAGGGGGACGCCCCUGAUCUGAAGUACUACCCACACUUUGUCAUUGGGAGGGAGCCAGCCCUGAUUAAGCAGGAUUAGCGCCCCACCUGCCUUUUCUACAGUGACCCUGUGUAAAACCAAGAGGGCAGACUCUCCCUUAAGCUAAAAAGGGUCUGACCAUUGUACCAGGCUGUGACAAUUACACCAGAGCUCCAUCCAUAGGUCACUAUACCCGAAGCAGCUUGAUUUCCUCUGACUAACCUUUUCGUGGAUACAAAUACGGGUAGCACCGUUAGCUUCUGUUGCUGUGUUAUGCUACAAGUACAGGUUGAGUAUACCUUAACAAAAUGCUUGGGACCAGCGGUAUUUUGGAUAUGGGAUUUUUCCGUAUUUUGGAAUACUUGCAUACCAUAAUGAGAUAUCAUGGCGAUGGGACCUAAAUCUAAGCACAGAAUUCAUUUAUGUUUCAUAUACACCUUAUACACACAGCCUGAAGGUCAUUUAGUACAAUAUUAUUAAUAACUUUGUGUACAUUGAGCCAUAAAUAAACAAAGGUUUCACUAUCUUAAAGUCCGUAUUUCGGAAUAUUCCGUAUUUCGGAUAUUUGGAUAUGGGAUACUCAACCUGUAUUCCGUUUUUUAACCCUUCCCGCAAAUACUUACCUUACGUCCACUGACGUCUUCUCAGGAUUGCAUUAUUACAGUACAAGUGUUCUUUAUUGAAGGAGACAUUUACCCCCACCGCCAACUAAGGUGCAAGAACUGAAGGUUAGUGCAUGAGGUGCAGUGCCACCCUCUGGACAGUUUAGAUAGUGUACCAGAAUUACUGUCAGGACAUUUCUUAACCUAAAAUAUUAGAAGUGGUUCAUUACGUCUUAAUGCACGCGAUAUAUAUGCUUGUUUGACCCAGCCAUUCUAGUGCCUUUGAAAUACAUAAGCUGUGAUUGCUGUUAUAGACACCAGAGGAAAUUAGGUAUUGUAAUAAUGUCUAACUUGUGCAUCUUAACCAGAAUUGAGCCAUAGCGGUGACUGAUAUUUGCAGUUCAAUAAAUGGUUGUCACCGUCUCCAUGUGCAGUGGUCCUUGAGCAUAUUGUGUUUGGGUUGUCCUUCCGGGGUUCUCCCGGUCCUUCUGCCCCAGCCGUACAGGUGACGGGAGGAAAAGUCGCUGGCCUUGACAUCGCUGAAGAGUGGAUACGGCCGACCACGAAAACGACCGAGCUUCAGGUUGCCCUCACGGUACAGGACUCUCCAGGAUCAGGAUCUCGUGAAUACACCGGACAGGCGACCUUAGAUCUGCGUGAUACAUUCCUGUGGUGUUGGGCAGAAGAUCCCCGAAUCUCCCUGUGGUGUUCCUGAACGUGAACACUCCACAAGAAGAGCACGUCAUGCCAAGAUUCGAGUGGAGGCACUGAUGAAAAGAGAGAUACAAGGCCCGGCAGCUGGAACUUCCGAUGGAGCAUGGAGUCGCCAUUGUCUAGAUGUGUGUGAGAAACUUUACGGUGUCCCAUAUGACGAUUUAUAACUCCAGUAAACUAGUUGUUGCAUUUCCUGAUACAAUGGCCAGUAUCUCAAGGAAGAACCUAAUGUACAUGUUCAUCUUACUGACUGCCACCUUUCUACUGGGAUAUUUUACUAAACCUUUGAACCCUCUGUUGUAUCACUGGAGACCUCCGUGUACCUGCUGUGAUCGUAGACUGACCACUGAUACUAUUACACCACUGCGAGACAACCGGACAUUUAUCAUAGCUCCAUACUCUGACAAUCGAAUACACAAUAACCGCGCAGUCCGUAUCCUCAGCAUUAUUCACCAUAAAGAGGUAAAGGAUCUAUACUGCUGGUUUUGUUGUACUGUAAACAAUUCUGUGAAGGUUUCCCAGGCAGCGAUAGACAUACACACUGAUCGGUUCGGCUUUCCCUAUAGCACAACGGACCUGGUCUGUAUGGAACCACCAGGCUGCCAUGCCAAGUACCUAUCAGUCCAUAAAUCUCCUACAGGAAACAUGACCCAAUUACCCCUCUUCCGAAUACAAAAUCAGGACACGAGACCAUUUUCCGCCAACUUCACGGUCUGCAUUUCCACCAUGUUUGGGAAUUACAGUAACGUUUUACAGUUCAUACAGACCAUGGAGAUGUACCGGAUACUGGGGGCUCAACGGGUCAUGAUCUACCUUAAUAACUGCAGCACACAGGUGGAAAAAGUCAUUCAGUACUACAUUGCAGAAGGUAUUGUAGAGGUUAUACCAUGGCCAAUUCAGCAGUACCUGAGACCAUCUAGAUCAUGGCGCUAUUCUGUACAUGCAAUGGAUGUUGGGUAUUAUGGUCAAGUGACAACACUCAAUGACUGUAUCUAUCGGAAUAUGUACCGGAGUAAGUUUGUUCUACUUAAUGAUCUUGAUGAAAUAAUUCUGCCAAUCAAACACCAGACAUGGGACAGCCUGAUGGAAAGUCUCCAGCAACAGAACCCAGGAGUUGGUGUUUUUCUCUUUGAAAAUCACAUUUUUUCUCAAACCGUCACAACUGAUGGAAACUUCUCCAACAUUUCAUCUUGGAAGAGUUUGCCGGGAUCCAAUAUACUGCAGCACGUUCACCGCGAGCCAGACAGACCGAACUAUUUCAAUGCCCGGAAAAUGAUUGUGGAUCCGAGGAAGGUCAUUCAAACAUCUGUACACUCUGUUCUAAAAUCUAUUGGGGGUUCUAAAAAAGUCUCUCUGGAGGCGGCGCUGGUUUACCACUGCAGAACACCUCUUCAGAAGUUAUUAAAGACAUCUUUAAUUGAAGAUAAAACUAUUUGGAGAUAUAAUGCUUCAUUGAUUAGAAAUGUUAAUACUGUCCUGAACCAAGUAGACUUACAGAAAUAAUAACCCAAGGAAAUGGACAUUAAGGUCAGAUUUUUCCUCCCCGAUCUGCCAGAUUUGGCAUUUUUACUUUAAUUUAAGAUUUCAGGCAUUAAAAUCUCAUGUUUUCUGUGAGUGCAAAAGUUCACUUGUUGGUAUCCCUGAUGGACAAACCCUUUCAUCAUGUGCAGAUGUGUCCACCUUCACCUUUGCUGACAUUGGGGCUAUUUGGAACACCCCAGACUGUGCGACAAAUAUCUUUUCCUUUUAAUAUGUAUCUUAUUCACACAGGGGCGUUUUAACAGCCUUGUGCUGGAGUCUACUGUACCUGUGCAGGUCUCCAGAAACAUGGCGCCUGCCAUGUUCCAGAGAAAAAUGUCACUACUGCGCGUGUGCGGCGGCCAUUUUGCUGGUGACUUUUUACCACGGCUGCAGCUCCCGACGCAGGAAUCCAUAAAAAGGUAAGUAUUAAAACAUGGGUGAAGUGUGAGCAGUGUGAGGCCCCCAGGGGCCCAUGUUUAUCGCACACAUUAAACCCAAUCUAGAAACGCUUAUGUAUUCACCUCAGUAAUACAAAAAUGGAUGCAAUGUUGGUAUUCAGGUUAGGUUGCGGGUGAAGGGAGAGGUUAGGGUUACUCUGUGGUGGGGGAGAGUAAGGUUCAGCACUACAGUGAGGGUUAGUAUUAGGGCUAGGGAAGAAUACAAUUAAUGAGAAGAAAAAGAUUGACGUGGUGCGAUUCACCUUGUGCUUAAGAUUUAGGGGGACAUGUACUAAGCAGUGAUAAGAAUGGGGAAGUGAGCCAGUGGAGACCUUUCCCAUGGCAACCAAUCAGCUGCUCCGUACAAUUGUAUAAUAUGCAAAUUAGAAAUGUUACUUCAAUGCUGAUUGGUCGCCAUGGGCAACUUUUCCACUUUUAUCACUGCUUAGUACAUGUCCCCCUUAACCUUUAUAUGGUAUAUGUUAAAAUGUCUUUAAAACUGCAAAAUACAAAGAGAGAAUAGUGAAUAAAGUAGGAAUAGUGAUAUAAAAUCUCUGUGUGUGAGGGAUACCAUUGCAUGAUGUUAAUUAUCCCUCUGGUUAUGUAAUAAAUAUUUAUAUACAGUA